This is a messenger RNA of Asparagus officinalis (garden asparagus), 1710 nucleotides long. RefSeq names its product GDSL esterase/lipase At1g74460-like. Lineage: Eukaryota; Viridiplantae; Streptophyta; Magnoliopsida; Asparagales; Asparagaceae. The record is from RefSeq and is a predicted model, not a curated record. Gene Ontology annotation, molecular function: hydrolase activity, acting on ester bonds.
UUACGCAAAGGCAUUAAUUUCUGCGUCGUCUCCAGAAGAAUCACGAGAAGGUUGAAAAAUGGUUAACCCUCAGCCAGGGUUCAACCCCUCAACAGCCACAGGUUAGGCCAACUCCUCAACGUCCAAGUCUAAAAUCCCAGGGCCUCAAGUCAAGUCUCUGGAGACGAUGAUUAUUGGGGGAACAGGUAAUGCAUUGCAGACUCUAAAGGAAAAAAAAAAAAAGAAGGUAGGACCGGGUUAAGGGUGGCUCACCCACCGUUUUCUGGUUCAAAUCCCCAAUCUUUCCCACAUAUUUGCAUCCUUGGCAGCCACUAAAACUAUAUAAUUAGUAGCCGGUCUUGCUCUCAUUUAAAUUGGGCCGCAGCAAGGAGAAGAUCGAUCUAGACGUCUCUCUAACCAUCGCUCACAGGGGUUAUGGGUCGGCACAGAAGCGUGAAGGUGAGCGUGCUAACGAUGGUUUUGGUGUUGGCCUCCGGUUUUGCCAGCAGGAGAUGCUCCUGUCAGGUUGUUCAGUUCAUAUUUGGCGACUCCUUGUCGGACGUUGGCAACAACAAUUACCUCACCAGGAGUCUGGCUCGUGCAGCCCUGCCGUGGUACGGGAUUGAUUUCGGCAACGGAAUGCCCCGAACCGCCGCCGACAUAGUAGGCGACAAAAUGGGGCUGCCAAGGCCACCGGCGUAUCUCGACCCAACCCUCGACGGAGACACGAUCCUGCAGAAGGGGGUGAAUUUCGCAUCUGGGGGCGGUGGAAUCCUGAACGAGACUUCAUCUCUGUUUAUACAGAGGUUUUCUCUCUGGAAGCAGAUCGAGCUGUUCCGGGGAACCCAAGAGAUGAUCAGGUUGAAGGUUGGCAAUGAGUCUGCCCAUAAAUUCUUCACAGAAGCCCGGUACAUUGUCGCUCUGGGGAGCAAUGACUUCAUCAACAACUAUCUCUUGCCUGUCUACUCCGAUUCAUGGUCAUACAGUGGGAUAGGCUUCGUCAACUACGUGAUAAGUACGCUUGACGCGCAACUCAGGGUUCUCCACACACUAGGGGCCCGACAGUUGACAUUCCUCGGUCUGGGGCCUAUGGGCUGCAUUCCCUUGCAGAGGAUCUUAACUACCACUGGCAACUGUCAGGAGUCGACAAAUAAGCUAUCACUUGCCUUUAACAGAGCAGCAUCUCAGCUCUUGGCGAAUCUAUCAAGCAGCCUUCCCAACGCCAGCUACGAGUUUGGGGAUGCUUAUGAUUUCUUCCAGGACUUGAUUGUUAAUCCUCAAGCUCACGGAUUCAAUAAUUCAGACGCCCCGUGCUGCUCCGUUGGAAAGAUUAGGCCUACUCUAACGUGUACUCCGAUAUCGACAUUGUGCGCUGACAGAAGCAAGUAUGUGUUUUGGGAUGAGUAUCACCCCACUGACCAUGCUAAUGAGCUCAUCGCCACGGAGAUCAUGAGAAAGCUCGGUUACAAGGCAGUCAACGAUACAAGCUAGCUAGUCUUAAUUACCGUUCCGUCUCGAGAAGGAAGCAAACCAGCUGCCGCUGUGAUGAUCGAUCACGAUCUUUAUGUUUGUUUAUGAGUUUGUGUUCUCUUUAAUAGGAAAUUAAAAGGGAGAAACUACACUGAAGAAUUGUAAUUCUUUCCUUUUCGCGGUCUUUUUUUAUUUCAUACACAGAAAAGGUUAGUGUCAUUGCCUCCUUGGUCUCAAUAAUAAAAGGAAAUAUUGAUGAAA